This is a messenger RNA of Pelobates cultripes (western spadefoot toad), 43986 nucleotides long. The record is from the annotation of a GenBank genome assembly. Lineage: Eukaryota; Metazoa; Chordata; Amphibia; Anura; Pelobatidae.
GUGGCUGCAGUCAGUUCAGGAAGAUCACAUAAUGCACGUCCAGGCAGCAUACAGCAUAGGGCACUGAUAUUUUUCUGGGGGCAUGUCAUACUGAUUAACAGGCAGUAUUAAGAAGACACCGCCAUCUAAUCAUUCAAACUAUUUAAUAGUUGCUGUAUGCAGAAAUAGUAAAUUUUGCAGCUAAUAGGUUUUUAUUUUCAAUAUAUCUUGCAUCAAAAUGAUGUCCCCUCUCAGAUUGGUUUUAACCAGGGGGAAAGUGUCUGCAUGGCGUGAGCUGUCAGCCUGUGCACAGGUGAGCAUUCUACUGGGAAAUGGGAAUGUUUGCACCCUGUCUGUAGUCCUGGGGAUUAUUCGGUAAAUGCCGCAUUGUAGCAAAUCGAAAUCCUAAAGCUGUGACUGCAGCCAAGUUGGAGAAAUUUCCCAACUUUUGCCUAAAUCAUGUUCUGCAAGUUGGAAUUCAGCUCUGAGUAUAGUGAAUAAAACUUUAGAGGUUUAACUCACUAACCCCUAAAUUUAUAGUAAAUUUGAAAUCUGCAUGGCAAAAGUUAGACAAAAAAAAUGCUAUUUUGGAAAUGUUCUCCAAAUUCAGUUGUCACAGAUUGGCUGUUUUAGAUUCAAUUUUGACAUUUGGAUUUAAUUUGUUACAAUUCCGAGUUUAGUGAAGUUUUUUUUCUUUGUAUCUGUUUUGCAUCAUUUACAAAAUAAUGUAACAGUUGGCAAUUUCAGAUGAUGAAAGAUUUGAGGUUCAAGAAACUGAAAAGAAAUGUUGUGAUUGAGCAGGUCAGUUAUUUGUUGGUUAAUAAGUUAGUGUUACUUUGAUACUGUUCUGCUUGGAGUCAUUCUGAAGUGACCUUCGUUAUAUCACUUCAGCCGGUUCCAUGUUGCUUUGACAGAAUGAAUAUAUUUAGAGCCAGUAUGACAGCUGAUGAUGGUAUUCUUGACCUAUUACCAAACCUAAAACAAACACCAAAACAUUAUUGAUUAUUGUACAGAAAACUUUUUUUUUAUUGAAUCAUAUCACAAAGUAAAAGGGUGUCAUUUUAAUUAUGGGAUACAUAGAGAUGUCUUCAACGCAGUGAAUCCCAAGUUUUGUGGGCUGGCUUUUUGGAUCAUCACUUGGCAUAAAAUCUUGAUACCUCACAUAGCACGAUUUAAGAAAUCUUUUUUCAGUUGCCUGACAUUUUAGUGAUCUAUGCCAGCCCCUCGUAUUUUAAAAAAUGCAGUGUUAAUAUAUUGUACUCACCUUGUUUCUAGAGCCGCAAUACUGUCAUUGCUGCUGCCCGCUCUGCUUUCUUCUUCGUCUGUAAGCAUGCUGACGUUUUCCGUCUUCUUAUCCAAUCUAAUCAUUUUUAUAGAGAAGCAUUGAGGACGAGAAACGCAUGGGUGGCAAAACGCUGUGGUUCUCCAAAAGCUUUCUAUAAAAAGCAUUGAUUGAAAAACAGAGUCUGUGAGGAAGACAGCCACUUGUAGUGCACUUAGCCCUGCAAUCGAAACCGUGCUGUGUCUACAAAACAGCAAUUUUUUACAUUGUAGAACUAAGACUUUAAGGCUACUGCAUCCAGACCACUUCACAGAGAUGAGAUACCGUGCUGCCUGGUGCCCUGGCCAUGGUACGUGUAAAAACCAGACCCUCACUCUGGCUCUCUUGAUUCACACGUCACUCGGUGGUCCUGGAAAGUGUUAGUGUCUGUUCCACAGUACCAUGAGCUGUGGGCAAGCAAAAGAAAAUGGGGGGAUAGGGUGAGUGGAAAACAUUAAUAGAUGGAGAUCAUCAUGUCCUCAAUCUAUCAGUAAAUGGAUAUGUGCGCAGAGAACCACAAGGUAGCUUUAUCAGAGGUAGGCUCUGCAAUACCCCCAUGCAGCUCUGUUCCAAUAGUUAUAUACAGACCGGCACCCUUCAGAUCUGGUGACGGUUGGUUCCCUCUGCCUUUGCUACAACUCUGUUGCUGCAAACACACAGCGUGCAGUGGCAGCAUACUUUGCAUGGCAAUUACAGACAUAAAACAGAUACAAUUAUUGAAUUGUUUUUAGUCCAAUGCCAUUAAUGGCUGUCUGAAUGACAGAUACUAGAGGCAUGGAUAUUGGAAUAGCAAUAUGGUACUGUUUUUAGAAAGGGCUCUCUUUCAUCUGCAAGGCUGUAAGGGCAGCAUCUAUGCCCCAAAAUCACUUUAAGUUAUUCUGGUACUUAGUGUUUCUUUAAAUGGACAAUGGAGUACCUUUUGUCAUCCUUUCUUUCAAUGUUAAGCCAUUUUUGAGCAGAUUAGUGCUGGAUAAGGGUUCUUGGCCACGCACAGCCCGACAUCUUCACCACUGCUCGGAACUCCGGCCCACACUGGAGAGCAAAAAAUGGGUCGCAAGAGUAUCCUGAGAAUGGACAGCAGCUAAAAUAGCCUGCCCUUCGGUGGGUCCCCGCUCAGAACUCAAGCUGGUUUUAGCUCAACUUGUGCCAUUACAGAGAGAACAUAUCUGAAACAUAUCAGACUGGUCCCACCCAUACGGGCAGUCCAGAUUCGAAAUGCCAGCAAGUUCUCUCUGCACGAGAGAUACAGCAACCCCAGACGAUCGUUUCAGCCUUGUUAGGCAUCAUCAGUGAGGCAUAGCUGAUAUCUCUCUAAGCACCGUGAGCAAGGGGUCCACGUCUGGAUUACCCUUUAAACAAAUGGAGAGCAAAAAAUGGGCCACAAGAGUAUCCUGAGAACGGACAGCAGCUAAAAUAGCCUGCCCUUCGGUGGGUCCCCGCUCAGAACUCAAGCUGGUUUUAGCUCAACUUGUGCCAUUACAGAGAGAACAUAUCUAAAACAUAUCAGACUGGUCCCACCCAUAUGGGCAGUCCAGAUCUGAAAUGCCAGCAAGUUCUCUCUGCACGAGAGAUACAGCAACCCCAGACAAUCGUUUCAGCCUUAUUAGGCAUCAUGGUGGAUGUUAAUACAUGGAUGUUUUCAAUGCUGUUAAAACCUUAGAGGUACAACUGUUGUCUGGGCACAUAUGCUGAUCUUUGUCCUUUCUUUAUUUGCUGGAGUAGUUAGUGUUUCAUGGAUUAUCUCUCAGGCCAAUGCCAUUAAUGUCUUUGACACGGAGGUCAUAAUUGUAAGCUUCUUAAAAUUUACGUUCGCUGCAUAUCAGUAAUGGUGACCUUUCUAAACAUUCCAUAGGAUAUUCAAACAUGCCAGCGGGCAUCUAAAACAUGCUAUUGGGUAUUCUUUGCGUUUUGUUUGUUUCUCCUUUAAAAAAAAAAAUAAGUCUCCAAACAUUCAGACAAUUGAUGGAGAACAUAGGACAUGAGUGAAGCUUCUUUGUGCCUCUUCCUUAGACUGAAUAAUUCUUAAUGUGCACUGAUCUUUCCUGCAGGAUAUACAUCACGUCAAUUAAAAAUGCCUUUUUAAGGCACUUCAUGCUAUUAUAAUCUAGUAAACUGCUAUAAGUGGUAAUCAGUGCACAUCAAGAAUGACACCAAAACAGCAGCACACAGGAAGAGAGAGCUUAAAUGGAUACUCCACUGCCCAAAUACAAGCAAAUAAAAAACAACUGUUUAUUAAAUAUACCCAAAUGAAAAAGUACAUGCAUUAACCCCUUAGUGACCAGACUGUUUUUCCAUUUUCUUACCAUUAAGGAUCAGGGCUGUUUUUACAUUUCUGCUGUGUUUUUUAACUGUAAUUAUCCUCUUACUAAUUUACUGUACCCACACAUAUUAUAUACAGUUUUUCUCGCCAUCAAAUGGUCUUUCUAAAGAUACCAUUAUUUCCAACAUAUUAUAUAAUUUACUAUAAUUUCUUUUAUAAAAUAUGAUUAAAAAAAUGUAAAAAAAAACAAAAAAAAAACUUUUAUCUAACUUUGAUCCCCAAAAUCUCUUGCGCAUCUGCAACCACCAAAAAACACCCACGCUAAAUAGUUUCUAAAUUUGGUCCUGAGUUUAGAAAUACCCAAUGUUGACAUGUUCUUAGCUUUUUUUUUGGAAUGUUAUAGGGCAAUAAGUACAGGUAGGACUUUGCUAUUUCCAAAUCUUUUUAUUUAUUUUUUUCAUAGCUGGUCAUCAUGCACCCAAGUCCUAUUUGGGACAUUUUUUAAGCAGGCCAAUGUAAUUAUCCCAGUCAAACCAAAUAUUUUUGAAAAUUAGACCCCAUAGGGGAUUUCAGAUGGUGGUAUUUUUACACUUUCCAUGCACUAAUUCUACCACCAGUCCUUGUCAACCUUUUGUGUAGUCAUGUUUUUGUGUUCUUUUUCACACACAUUGUACUUUAGGCAUGGAUUCCCAGUUCCUGUUAGGCGUUACUGACAAAGAACACCCCAAUAUGUGUUCAGCAACAUCUCCUGAGUACAACAGUGCCCCCAAUGUACAGGUUUUAUGGGUUUUUGCAAACUUACAGGGUCAAAUGUAGGGCUUUCCCCUUUUCCAUGUUUGCACAUUAAAAUUUGCCAGAUUGGGUUGCUGGGCCUAUGUCGCCUUUGAGACGAUAUACCAGCACAGGAAUGAAAAUUAACCCCAUCGUGGCAUACCAUUUGUAAAAGUAGACAACCCAAGGUAUUCGAAAUGGGGUAUGUCCAGUCUUUUUUAGUAGCCAUAAACCCUGGCCAAAAUUAGUAUGUGUGUGUGUGUGUGUAUAUGUAUAUGUAUAUGUGUGUGUAUAUAUAUAUAUAUAUAUAUAUAUAUAUUUUGCAUUUUUCACACAUAAACUGCCAUUUCACCAAUGAUAUUAUCAGUAUAAUAUACUUUACUGCUCUAAAGCACUCAUGUUUGUAUAGCAUAAUGACUCACAAGUACAACAGUACCCCUUAAGUACUGGUUUUAUGGUGAUUUGGGAAGUUACAGGGUCAAACAUAAAAUUUGCUAAAUUCUGUUUUUAUAAAUUGAUAUUUACCAGAUUGGCUGUGUUAUCUUGGAGAUGGUAUGGCAGCCAGGGCCGGAUUAACAUAGGGGCUGAUGGAGCUGCAGCUCCAGGCCAUGGAAUAGGCCCAUUAAUUCUUUAUUUUUUUUUUAUUAUUUUUUUUUUUUUUUAUUUUUGAGUGCAGAGUAAAUUACAGGCAUAAACACUGACUUGUUCAACACAUGAGAUCAUCAUGAACAGUUCUUAUGGGUAGUCAAGAGAUGCUGCACUUUUUUUUUUUUUUUUUAAACAAGUUUGAGAUAUGAGGAAGACAAGAAAAUGAUAUAGUGAUGAUUUGCAUAACUGAUUAAGCUAAGCAUACAUAUCUAUUCGCUUUACCAAGAUUAAGUUUAUGCACAAAAUACUUGCUAGAUAUGAAAGGUUGCUUGAUUCAUAUAUUUAUAGCAGUAGCUUUACAAACAGGCUAGUGUAGUUUGGUUAUAAUUGGUAUUCAGGCUAGGUCUUGUGAUGUCGCUUUAAUGCCGUUUUCACCCCGGCCGUUAGGAACUACCAGUGCUGACUCAGUGAGGAGCCGUCGUUGUGGUGUUGCUGAGACCUCAAAUACAGGGGUAGUUCCGCUGCUAUCCGAUACCUGCUCUGUCCGUUUCAUGCAGCAGUGGGUGAGUGUCCACCAGAGCAGGCAGCAAAACACAGUCCAGCCCUGCCGCUCUCUGAGCCAUUCGCCGGCUUCCCUGGGGUUGCAGCCGUGGUACGGAGUGCUUGUCCUGCUUGGUCCCCUGGGGGCCGUUGUCAGCCGCGAUGGGGGGUCCGGCAUCAUCCACACAUAGCUGCCGCUGCAGGGUUCGUGCUGUUGCAGGCUGAGUGGGAGGCAAGUAGGAGGUCUGUCUCGCCGCUGAUGUGACACGCUUGGUGGUAGACUCGGUCCCUCCAUACAGCAACGGCCGGUCUGUUGUGUACCCCCAUCCCCCCAGGGCAGCCGCUGACAUCGCUGACUUGAGUGGCUGUUAGUGGGUAAAGGUAAUCCUGCUUCCCUGUAUGGCAUGGUCUAGAGGCAAGGGUUGCAGUAUCGGCUGUGAGAGUGGUUUUUUUAUUAUUAUUAUUUACUAUUCUUCACAUGCUCUUACUUAAGUAUGGGAACUUAAGGACGUAGGGGGAAAAAUUGUGUGUGCUGGCUGACAAUGAAAUUAGUUAAGGUAAAGCAGACUUUGCUUAUUAUUAUUAUUAUUAUUAUUUAUUAUUAUUAUUGAUAAUAGCGCCAACAGAUUCCAUAGUGCUUUACAAUAUUUUGAGAGGGGGGAUUUAACUAUAAAUAGGACAAUUACAAGAAAACUUACUUAUGUUGAAGAGAACCCUGUUUAAGCCCUUAGGGACACAUGACAUGUGUGACAUAUCAUGAUUCCCUUUUAAUCCAGAAGUUUGGUCCUUAAGGUGUUAAACAAGCUUACAGUGUAUAGGAAGUGGGGUAUAAAACACAGGAAAUGUCAAUCAAAUUAAGUGGGAGUGAAGCAGAGCUGGAGGAGAGAAUAGAGUGCUGCCCUUUAGGGGUGAGCAAGAGACAGGUAUGUAAGGUAGAGGUUACUCUGGGAGGACAUAAGCUUUUCUAAAGAGAUGGGUUUUAAGUCACUACUUAAACGAUUUGAGAUAUAUGUCAAAGUACACUUAUAAUUAAAUCAUAUAUAUGUAUAAUAUAUUAUGAAAUGCUUUAAUUAUUAUAUAUAUUUUUAUUAUUAUUAGGCCGGGGUGGCUGGAGCUGCUGCUGGGGUCUUCCGCAGUCCCCCCCGACCGUGAACAGGUCCAGGGCUCCUAUUUGCCACGGAUGACCAUUUUUUGUCGGACGUGCUGUCAGUAUAUUUAUAUCGGCAGACAUUUUCUGCUAAGAUAGAAUUAAAAGUGUAUAUUGCCAGUCACACUCAAAACAGAGCUGACUCCAUUUUUGUAUUUUCAGGCAAGACAGAAACAGAAUUUCUUUCUUUCUGUAACUCUACUCAUUCAAGUCUGAGCUAAGGAAUGCGUUAUGUAAACAAGAUAAGUGAUAAGGAAUAAAGUCUCACAGCAAGGAUGGAAUACUAUUUCUUAAUGUUAGUGGAAUGGAAAUAAUUUUAAACACAGACACAAGAACCAGAUAACAGUUAUAGAUAACACUUUGUAAGAUUUAAAAAGAAAAAUUAAUUACUAAGUCCCAUUGUAAGCAAGAGGUGAAAUUAUGGUUUAGACAUGUAAGAAAGUAGAUUUAAAGGUAUAUGCCCAACACGAAGUCUGGGUAAGAAAGUGAACUAAAACUUUGAGGUGACAGGUCUUGUGAGUUAUGCAGUCAUAAAAUAGAUAAAGUAAUGAUGUCGAAAUCAUCAAAUUAAGUUAACCUGUUCCAGGACAAGAAAUUUUGGUGAUGUAAUUGCGCCAUCUAAUGACCAAAAACUAGAUGAUAGUCUGUAAGGUAGACACACCUACAGUUCCCUAAUUGGUCUUAUCACCUAAUGACGUGCAGAAAGUUUGGCCCUUUAAAAAGUAAGGACAAAGAGGAUUCAGACACUGGGACUGACACACACAGUCAGACCAGGGCCGUCUUUAAUAUUGAUUGGACCCUGGGCAAAGCAUUUGCUUGGGCCCCUGGAACCUGUCCCCCCUCACCAGGCGUGCAAUCACGUCCUCCACCCUAACGAAGUGGCAGACCUAAAGUAGAGAGGUGCAAGAAUUUUUUUGAGCCUCCCUAUCGCACGGGUGAUUAGAAGGUAGAUCCCCAUCUGUCGUGCAACUCCAGCAAUGCACUGACAGCUGGGGCUCUUCCAUUUACCCAUGUUUCAAGGUUUGUAUUUAGCACUAAGCUGUUGUGUGUUUGAAUGUUAGCAGGUUUUUGUAUGGAAUAUGUUUGUAUGUGGUGUUGGCGUACGUGCAAGCAUGUAUUUAUGUGUAGUGUUGGUUUUUGAAUGCAGGGGUGUGUUUACAUAUAAUUUUGGUGUGUAACUCAGACGUGUGUUUUGGAGUUUGAAUGCCAGUGUGUAUUUGUAUGUGAUGUUAGUGUGUGAAUGCUGAGAUGUAUGCACAUAUACACACACACAUAUAUCGAUAUAUAUAUAUAUAUAUAUUUAUGGCACACACAGACAGACAUACUGGUACACAGACAUACUGACACACACACAGUCAGACCUACUGACAGACAGGGACCUACUGACAGACACACACAGACAUACUACACACACACAGACCUACUGACAGACACACACACACACAUAGACCUACUGACAGACACACACACAGACAUACUGACACACACCCAGACAGACAUACUGGCAUACACAGACACAUACUGACACACACAGACAGACAUAGUGGCACACCCAGGUAGACAUACUGGCACACAGACACACAGACAUACUGGCACACAGACAUACUGGCACACAGACAUACUGGCACACACCCAGACAGACAUACUGGCACACACCCAGACAGACAUACUGACACACACCCAGACAGACAUACUGGCACACACAGACAGACAUAGUGGCACACCCAGGUAGACAUACUGGCACACAGACACACAUACAUACUGGCACACAGACAUACUGACACACAGUCAGACCUACUGACAGACACACACUGGCACACAGACAUACUGGCACACAGUCAGACCUUCUGACACACAUAGACCUACUCACAGACACACACAUAGACCUACUGACAGACACACACACACACAGACAUACUGGCACACAGACAUACUGACAGACACACAGUCAGACCUACUGACAGACACACACAUAGACCUACUGACAGACACACACAGACAUACUGACACACAGACAUACUGAAAUACACCUAUGCAAACUUUAAAGCCCCCCUCCAGUUUCCUACCUUCCCUGGGGUCCAGUGUGCUGGCUUGGGUGGUUGGGAGUUGGGGACUUGGUCUCUUUCCUCAGUCCGCCUCCUCACUGUGUCCUGGCACAGGCUCCCUCCCGCGCGGCUCAUCAUCUCUGAGGGAGGAAGUGACUUGCGGACGUCACUUCCUCCCAGUGCUGCUGUAAAGCAAGGGGCCCGGUCGUGCUGUUAAAGGGUCACAGCACCCGACCGGGCCCCUGCUGAAACGUGCUCACCGGGUGGCCCUAAAUGUAUUGGCCACCCGGUGAGCCUCCUUAGAGUAUGGGCCCCGGUGCAGCCGCAGUGCCAGCACCGCGGGCCCAUGGCGGGGGGGGGAUUUUUCUUAUGCAGGCUAUGGGCGGCGGGGCAAAUAGGGCAGCUGCUUUGGGCCCCCAAGGAGUAACUGGGCCCGGGGCAGCUGCCCCGUUUGCCCCGCGUUAAAGACGGCCCUGAGUCAGACAUUCAACUCUCUGGGACUGACACUCAAUUCAGACUUUCAACAUCUGACAUUCAAAUACUCAUACUCUUUGAACCACAAACUCUCUUUGAAACAUAUUUUGACUUGGACUUAAAAUGUUACAAUUACUUUCUAACCAACACCACUUUUCUAUUACAUACAAUCCUAUAUACAUCAAUCAUACUUGCAUUCAAGUUCCUGGGACUAUCUACUCAUCUGAUAUGAGCAUCUACAACAUAACUGGUAAUUAUGCUGGUUUUAUUUAGUUAGUUAAAUUAAUUAGAAUUUUUCUAAUAGCAGGAAUAUAUCUGGAUAAAUCUUGUCAGAUUUCAAUCAUUAGAAAUCUUGGUUAACUAAAGAAUAUAUGGUUAUAAAAAUUCCUUUCCUGCAGGUGGAAUAAAUAUGAUGAUAUAUUAAUGAUAAAUUUGUCAGAUGUUAGCCUGCCACAUUUAUCCAGAUGUACUGAUUUGCUCUGAAAUAAGAGAGAAUCUUAUUUAGGGAAGUUAAAUUAGGCUAAUGUAAAAUCUGGUAGAUUAUUCUUAUUGGAUGGUUCCGGAAUGGUUAAUGAUCUGGUAUGAACAUUGCUUUAAUUUAAAAAUGGCAACAGAAUAGGAUAUUAUUGCCUAUGAGGAUUGUAGCCAGCAUUGAAAGGGUUACUCAGUUGAUCUAACUGUUAGCCAAGGUUUUAUUAAUUCUCGCUGUGCUGUGGAGUUCUGUGUGAAGUGAAGUACCCUCAUAAAUCUUUUGACUAAUUGCUCACUCACUGUAUCGUGUUAAACCAUUGCCAUUUUGUAUACAUCUGUUAUACUAAAUAUUCACUGAUUAUUGUCACGCAUGUUACAUAUUUUUAUUAUUAUUGUCGGAAAAUUUUUUUUAAUCAAAUUGUGAUUUACAGUAUGAAGUAAAAUCCUUUGAACGUUCUCUAGGAUCUAAGAACUAAUAUAGUGGGUAAUUCUCUAUCAAUUUUUGAUAAUUUUUAUGAAAUUAUUUUAAUAUUUUCACCCCAUAAAUAUCCCCACAGUACCAAGUACGUCCACAGUCAUUAAGGGGAUAUACUUAGAUAAGUGUAGAAUAUCAAAAUAUUAAAAUAUUUUUACAAUUUUUUUUUUAAUGUAUUUUUACAUUGUUAUAUGUGUGUGUAUUUUUAUAUUAAUAUAUGUAUAUAUAUAUUAGUAUGACGUGAUAUUUAUUUUAUUUUUUUUUAUAGUUUUUUACUUUUCAGUUCAGGCAGUCCCCUUGCUGGCAGCACUGUGGACACCUAUUGUGGUCAUGUGACCGCUCUUUUAGAGCGGUCUAAUGGCCCCUGGGGGUCCUAGUUUGCAGAGGGGGGACUGUCUGGGCUGUCAGACAUUUCCCCCCAGUGAAGCAGAAGACCGAUCGCCGGCGGGGGAACGGCGGCUAUUGGGUAAGUGGAGAGGGAGGGAGGGUAGGGGUUAAUUUUAAAUUUUCAAAAAUUUUUUUUACUGAGUGCCUUGACCUUUCGAGGCACUCAGUAUACAGGCAGAGCAUCGUAAUUAUGCCUGAUGACUUCCGAUGCUCUGCACUACACUGCCGGGCUCCACGUGGGGAAACCCCGGAAGUGAUCUCUCAGGAAGGGUAUUGCACGAUGCCGCGACAUCAAGGCAUCGCUGCAAUACCCUUAGAGCGUCUGGAAGCGAUCAUAUUUGCUUCUAGCGCUCUAAUUAGCCGUGGAUGUAUCUGGUACGUCCGCAGUCCUUAAGGGGUUAAUUAUGUGUUUUAAAAUAAAAUAAUUUCUUCAUAGUUUUAGGUGCACAGUUAACAGCAGUAAAAACAGUGUUCAGUACAUUCUCAAUAGUAACAUCAUUAAAGAGUUAGACACAUCAUGAGCAUUCGUAUAUCUGUAAUGGAGUGUUACAUAUGUCACAUUGUGCGUUUUUCACAGAAGGUAAACUUUAAAAGUAACUGUAACAUAUAGAUAUGAUGGGGGGGAGGAGGGUAAAGGGAAGUGGGGGAGGUCAGAUAUCAGAAUCGGCCAUUAACAUAAAGUUUCAUGCUGUGUCAUUUCUAUAUUUUGGUAUACAGUAUCAAAUAUACAAUGUUGCAAUAUACAUUGCUUUAAAAAAAAUUCAGUAUAUAGUGGUUUAGUUUGCGUAGAUUCAAUACUCCGAAACUCUCUACUAGGGCUGAUGUUAAUUAUGUAUUUUUUCAUUGGAAUUAUAUCUAAAAACAGUUUGCAAAAACUGCACAUCUCUUGUCUUCAGCCUUCACAAGCUCUCCUCUUCUAACCCCGCCCAAACUUUCUGUUGUUUGUACAAUCAGAGUUCCCAAUGCAGAUGACACAAUUCUGAUUCUUACAGAUCCUAUUCAAUCGGUCAAUAACUUGAUGAAGGAAAUAGAAGCAUAUAGCAAUAUUUCAAAUUAUAAGAUAAAUACAGAAAAAACAAUAGUGAUGUUUAAAAAUUGUAAGAGAGUGGAAGAAUUAAUUUAUAAAGACAUAUGGUUUUACGGACGCUAACGGUAGCUUUGAAUAUUUGGGAGUACUAAUAACGGAUAAGAUAGAAAAUAUGAUAGAGAUUAAUUUUACAAGGCUAUUGAAAUCCACCGGGAUAUCGUUAAAAAAGUGGAAUCAUUUGUUUUUUAGUUGGAUGGGAAGGAUAAACAUAAUAAAUGCGUACAUAGUUCCAAGAUGGACCUAUUUUUUUUUAGAAUGGUUCCCUUAAAAAUUCCCUUACCAUGGUUGGAGAUAAUACAAAGGAUUUUUUAGAAUUUUAUUUGGAAAGGGAAAAAACCUCGGAUCAGUUUAGACCAAUUAACGAAUACUAUAGGGCAAGGAGGGGUAAACUUCCCAAAUAUUGUAAGACAUUAUGAAGCCACCAUUAUAUACCAUACCCAGUUAUUGGGCAAAAAAGAUUCUGAAAAAAACUGGUUGGUUUGGAUUAGAGAAGGAACUAGUUAUCUUUGGCAAUCCAAGAAUACUGGGAAGGAAGUAAAAAAUAUAAUUUUAAGGAAAAAACUAAAAAUUCUGGGUAAUAUUUUUGGAUUUAUGGAGAUAGAAUUAUUGGAGGGUGCCCAAUUUAAAAAUAGAUACCUGGAAAGAUCGGAAUAUUCUAUCAUUGGACGAUAUAAUAGGGGAUAAAAUGAAAGAUUUUUUAACUCUCUGUCUAAAGAAUUUGACCUUCCACAAGUAGAGGCCUUUCGUUAUCUAAAAAUAAAGUCCUUCAUAGGGAAAUCCCUUGAUAAGGGUAAUACAAGAAGUAGUGCUCUUAUAAAGCAAAUUUUUGGAAGUGAAAGCCCUAGGAAAAAUAUGGCUAAUUGCUAUGCAUUGAUAAAAUCGGCUCCUAAAGAUAUAAGGUCUAAACAAAUAAAAAGAUGGGAAAAGGAAUGUAACUUAAAGAUUGAUUUCACGAGCUGGGGUAAUAUGAUGGUAAAGGUAAAAAAAAUAUUCAUAAUAUGAGUCUGUUUGAGACGCAUUAUAAAAUAUGUUAUCGUUGGUAUUUAGUGCCAAGCAGACUAAAUAGAAUUGACCAUAAGGAGUUGGAUAUUUGUUGGAGAUGUGGGAGUGAAAUUGGAAGCUUUAUCCAUAUCUGGUGGAGUUGUAAAUUAAUUAAGAAACUGUGGGAUGAGGUUUUCAGAAGAUUAUAUGUUUGGGAUAAAAUUUUGAUAGAAAAAAAAUCUCCAACUUCGGCACUUCUACAUCUCCACUGGCCUGAUAUAUCAUUAUAUCAACAAUUUUUAACUAUACAUUCAUUCAUGGCAGUGAAGAUUCUGAUAGCAAGAAGCUGGAAAAAUUCUAUGGUUAUUGAUUGUAACCAUUGGGAGAAACAGUUGUUGUCCCAGGUCAAGAAUGAGAUAGGCAUAUAUAGGGGGAAAGACAAUGUACAGAAAUAUGAGAUGGGAUUAAAGUGUUUACAAAUUAUAGAAGAUUGUAGAAAUCUAGGAGGAGUAGUUCACUAACUCACUUCAGUUUAUUGAGCUGUUAAAGAAUAAGAGACAUACAGGGAGUGCAGAAUUAUUAGGCAAAUGAGUAUUUUGACCACAUCAUCCUCUUUAUGCAUGUUGUCUUACUCCAAGCUGUAUAGGCUCGAAAGCCUACUACCAAUUAAGCAUAUUAGGUGAUGUGCAUCUCUGUAAUGAGAAGGGGUGUGGUCUAAUGACAUCAACACCCUAUAUCAGGUGUGCAUAAUUAUUAGGCAACUUCCUUUCCAUUGGCAAAAUGGGUCAAAAGAAGGACUUGACAGGCUCAGAAAAGUCAAAAAUAGUGAGAUAUCUUGCAGAGGGAUGCAGCACUCUUAAAAUUGCAAAGCUUCUGAAGCGUGAUCAUCGAACAAUCAAGCGUUUCAUUCAAAAUAGUCAACAGGGUCGCAAGAAGCGUGUGGAAAAACCAAGGCGCAAAAUAACUGCCCAUGAACUGAGAAAAGUCAAGCGUGCAGCUGCCACGAUGCCACUUGCCACCAGUUUGGCCAUAUUUCAGAGCUGCAACAUCACUGGAGUGCCCAAAAGCACAAGGUGUGCAAUACUCAGAGACAUGGCCAAGGUAAGAAAGGCUGAAAGACGACCACCACUGAACAAGACACACAAGCUGAAACGUCAAGACUGGGCCAAGAAAUAUCUCAAGACUGAUUUUUCUAAGGUUUUAUGGACUGAUGAAAUGAGAGUGAGUCUUGAUGGGCCAGAUGGAUGGGCCCGUGGCUGGAUUGGUAAAGGGCAGAGAGCUCCAGUCCGACUCAGACGCCAGCAAGGUGGAGGUGGAGUACUGGUUUGGGCUGGUAUCAUCAAAGAUGAGCUUGUGGGGCCUUUUCGGGUUGAGGAUGGAGUCAAGCUCAACUCCCAGUCCUACUGCCAGUUCCUGGAAGACACCUUCUUCAAGCAGUGGUACAGGAAGAAGUCUGCAUCCUUCAAGAAAAACAUGAUUUUCAUGCAGGACAAUGCUCCAUCACACGCGUCCAAGUACUCCACAGCGUGGCUGGCAAGAAAGGGUAUAAAAGAAGAAAAUCUAAUGACAUGGCCUCCUUGUUCACCUGAUCUGAACCCCAUUGAGAACCUGUGGUCCAUCAUCAAAUGUGAGAUUUACAAGGAGGGAAAACAGUACACCUCUCUGAACAGUGUCUGGGAGGCUGUGGUUGCUGCUGCACGCAAUGUUGAUGGUGAACAGAUCAAAACACUGACAGAAUCCAUGGAUGGCAGGCUUUUGAGUGUCCUUGCAAAGAAAGGUGGCUAUAUUGGUCACUGAUUUGUUUUUGUUUUGUUUUUGAAUGUCAGAAAUGUAUAUUUGUGAAUGUUGAGAUGUUAUAUUGGUUUCACUGGUAAUAAUAAAUAAUUGAAAUGGGUAUAUAUUUGUUUUUUGUUAAUUUGCCUAAUAAUUAUGCACAGUAAUAGUCACCUGCACACACAGAUAUCCCCCUAACAUAGCUAUAACUAAAAACAAACUAAAAACUACUUCCAAAAAUAUUCAGCUUUGAUAUUAAUGAGUUUUUUGGGUUCAUUGAGAACAUGGUUGUUGUUCAAUAAUAAAAUUAAUCCUCAAAAAUACAACUUACCUAAUAAUUCUGCACUCCCUGUAAUGUUUCCUAUGUAUGCUCUGUCCUUAUCCCACUUUUUAUGUGUAUGAAUGGUGUAUGUUUAGAAGUAAUUGUCUAGAUUGAAUGUUAGAUUUUUUUUUUUUUUUAAUUUGUUAUGAUAUAUUUGUAAUUUAUUCUUGCAUAAAAUCGAAUAAAGAUUUAUACUGAAAAAAAAAAAAAAAGUGGGAACUGCAUAUUAUAUGUAUUAUACGAAACCCAGACAAAGCUAGUGUUCGUGAAUAAGUAUAAAGUGGGUCUUAGUCCACAACCCAAAAGUCCUCUAUCUAGGUAGGAAAUGCCUAAAAAAAUACUAAAGAUCUAGCCCACAUAUAAAAGGUGGGGUAUAACAGCUACCAAGUUAUCUUCCCAAAUAUGAGGGAUUAAGUAUGCAAGAGGCUGUUUAGCACUAGCUAAUUACUCCACUGAGAAUUCUGGCUAAACGCACAGACAGACAGACAGACAUACAAAACCAAGAGGGCUGCACUCACCUGAACAUGCAUACAUUACAGGGUGCUGCUGAGGCCAAAAUAUAUAUUAAAAAAAAAAAAAAAAAAAAAAAAAAAAAAAAAAAAAAAAAAAAAAAAAAAAAAAAAAAAAAAGUCUUGGUAUCAACACUCAGAUAUGCUGAUAGAUGCACUUAUUUAAACUGGCAACUUGAAAUACUUCUCAAUAUAGAACACUAGUGAGAGAUGCAUCUUUUUAAAUAACAAUGUAUUUAAAAGUAGCAAGUGUUAAGUGAUAAAAAAAAAAAUAAAAAAAAAUUAUAAUAUAUAUAUAUAUAUAUAUAUAUAUAUAUAUAGUGACAAACUUACUUUCCUGUGUCUGUUUGUCCAGGAUCAUUUGGCAACCGCACAGCCCUCUAGGGUAAGAAAACCAGGUCAAGACAAAGUCCAGUUUCAAAAAGGCCUCUGGCCUGUUUAUUUUCUGUUGUUAAGUAAAGUAACAGGCUAUACAAUAAACAGCAAAUCUUCUUUCUCCUCCAAAACACUUCCCUCACUUCACCCUGCUUUAACUGCAGUUAUAUAGCUGCUCACAGCCCCUACAGGUGAGGCUAAUGACCUCGUUAGGCAGUGAGCCAGAACUCUAUGGAAAACCUGGGCUGGACUCAUGCACAACCACUCUGACAGUGGGUGGAGAAUCGGCCCACCCUGCUCUUCCGAAUACUCCACCCCAGGGACCCAAAUAACAACAGAGGAAAAAAACCUACAUUUAAACUUCACUUUCCCUGGGGCUGCAUGUGCUUACCCACAUGUCAGGAUAGUGGCUGUGCAAAAGUCUGGGUGCCAGAUAUACACCCCUGACCACCAUCCCCAACACUCUGUUACAAUAUAUAUAUAUAUAUAUAUAAACAACAAUUGUAAGGAUUAUAAGCUUAUGGAUAGCCCUGCAUCCUAGAAUGUAAUAUCUAUAAUAGUUAGGCUGAGUAGAUUGAAAAGGAUAUAAUUCAUAUUAAUAAAGCCCUCAUGCACAUAAUAUACAUUCACAAUUAAGGCAGAAGUAGUCAAUAAAUGCACAAGCCUAAGCCUAAGGAAACCAUGCUUAUAAUGCUGCUGACCCCAUGGUCAUAAUACUUUCUGAUUGUUGUCUAUAUGAAUUAAACAUGGAGUCAGAAGUCCGGAAUCCUACUUAGGGUACUAACAACCUAUAGUCAAAAAAUAGACAUAAACAUAAUUAUAAUACCAAAAUAAUUAUCUGAUCAGAAGUACAAAUUAGUAUAGCGUCAGAGGUCCGAGAUACUAACAAUCUCAGUCUAGGACGCUAUCACAUCAUAAAAAAAUCCCCAAAGUAUACUUUUCAUUUAGUCCUUUAGGUUGCACUGUAUCUAAAGUUCUGAUCCAGUAUAGUUCUCUUUGUAAUAGGAGCUUCUUACGAUCAUCUCCCCUCAAAGGUUGUGGGAUGUGAUCAAUUGCCAAGAUAUUCAUUGUGGGGAGAGGAUGGUUGUAUUACAAAAAAAUGUUUAGCAACUGGUAGCUCUGUGCCUUUAUCCCUGUAUACAAUACGUAUGCUCGAUCGAUGAUUACGUAUUCUUUCACGUAGUGGUAAAUCCGUCUGUUGCCAGACCACACGGACACCCCAGUUUAUAUACAACAUAAUCACUUGUACAGGUAAGUCUGUGCCUUAUUAAGUAUUUCUUGCCUUUAUGUGGAUGAGUAAACGAUUUACUGGGGAUCAUAUGACUGCACGUCACACAGCCCAAGCAUCUGUAGCACCCCAGGUUAUUAUAGGUAGUCGGUUGGCUAUAGCAAUGUGUGGGAUCGGUUUUGACCAGUAAAUCCCUCAAAUUGCUACCCCUUCGAUAGCACAUCAUCGGGCAUUGUUUGAAUUGUAGUGGCAAACUAGUGUCAUUCUGUAACAUUCUCCAGUUCCGGUCAACCGAUUGUUUAAUGUUGUCAGAUAUGGUGGUAUAUGUUAAAGGGAAUACCAAUCUUUCUGUUGUGUCUGUUCGUUGUACUGGUGUUUCAUAACACCUAUCCAAUGCUUUUGACAAAUUUCUAGGGUCAUAACCCCGUGCAAGGAAUUUGGCCCACAUAACCUGUAACUGAAGUUGUGUGUUGGCCACAUUAGAGUUGUUUCGUAUUACCCUCAUAAAUUGUGACUGAGGGAGUGAACUGAUAAGAUGUUUUGGAUGGUGGCUUUCAGCGUGCAGGAGAGUAUUCCUGUCAGUUAGUUUAUUGAAUAAGGUAUAGGCUAUUCUGCCAUCCUCCUUAUACAGACGAAUAUCUAAAAAAUCGAUCUGCUCGUCACUUAUGGUCAUCGUGAGGCGGACUGGUGUGUCUAAACUAUUAAUGGUAUCGAGCAUUUGGUUUGUUCCAGAUAAUGAGAAUAUCAUAGAUAAAAUGACGGUAAAACAAUAUACUGUCAUGAAAUGGCAAAAGAAUAUGUUCUUGUUCAAAUAUGUACAUAUAGCUAUUAGCAUACAUCGGGGCCAUGGACGCCCCCAUUGAAGUUCCUGCAAUUUGUUUAUACCAAGUAUGUUCAAAUCUGAAAUAAUUUUGACUAAGUACCAAAUGUAAUAAUUCCAAUAUGUACUCAACUGGUGGGCCCGUGUAGGAUGGUGAUGAUGUCAGGAUCUUUCGCAUUGCGUUAAUGCCCAUUUCGUGUGGGAUGAUCGUGUAUAAACUUUUUACAUCAUAUGCAGUUCCCACCUUUAAUAACAUCUUAGUUUAUGUUGAGUGUAGUGUUUUACUUGCUUUAUUGUAUAUGAUUAUUUGCAGUAGGGGGUUACUUUGGAGAUAGGGAUCGCUAGUCUUCUCCCCUCCCACAUAACAAGCCCCUCUGCCCAGCCCGACUUUACCGGCAUGUUGCUAUGGCAACAUAUCAACUUCCGGGUUGCGGUUCAACACUGGAACGCAAGGUUAGACAGCAGCACAUCUCAGCUGCUGAAUUCAUCUAUAGGGGUCAUUUUUACCCGCGUUUUUUUGGGCAAUUAGCACAGGAACUACUCUGGGAGAGGGGUAAGUCACACCUGUAUAUAAUACAAUGUACUAAUUUAAUUUGUAUUUGUUUGCUAUAUAUUUGUUGGUUUAUGUAAUGCACCUUAUCCUGACGAAAGUUCUGCAUAGGAACUGAAACGUUGAUAUUUUGUGGCAGUUGCUGAAUAAAAGCAAAGUUAUAUUUUUUCACCAUAUGUAUGAAGUCCUGGGACUGCUAUUUUCCACCAUUGUGUUCUAUUUAUAUUGCUGAUGAGCACCGGGCUUAAUUUUGUUAUAACAGGAGUGCAAGUAUUUGGAUAUUUUUUAUAUAUAUAAUAUACACACACACUAAAUCCCUUUAAAUCCCAUAAAAUUAGGCAUUAAAUCCCUCCUUUUGCAUGGCGGCAUCGCAUGUCCUAAUGUUGUUAACUGGUUAUUUGGAAAUUGACUACAACCAAACAAAACAUUGAAAAUCUAAAACUUAUGUUCAAGUAUUUUUGAUACAUUCAAAAUUUGGCAAACUACAUCACAAUUAACAUCAGUCCAGGCACAACCAGGGCACACACUGCAAUCAUAACUAUAAACUUUGUUUCUCUAUGCUGACUGCCAGGUGCAAAUGAUAGAGCAUACAAUAGCAAUUUUAAGACCUGACAGGAGUCGUCAUAUUUUGCUUAGUCUUUCUUUACUAAGCUCUACAGUAGCACAAAUAAACAAGAGAAACAUUAACCAAUCAGAAAACAAUCUUGGGAGCCAAAAGAGGCCAUUCCUCUUUCUUUGUUGCACCUCAACAAGCACAGGUCAGAGUGUGCUUGUUAUAUAUUUAGGUAAUAGGAACACGCUGAAAAGCGUGUCAAGCGUUUUCUUUUUCUUUAAUCUCUGCACUUGGUAGCACUUCUUUAUUUUUGUUACCACUAUGGUUAUUGAUUUUUAGGUAUUUAUUUAUAACUUUAGUAGGGAGAGUUGGUUCAGAUAGACACUAGUGGUUAGACCACGGUGUCGAGGUAACUUUUAGGGUGAAUUGAGAGAUUUAUUUAAUUAUUUAUUUUCUGUGUGAGGCUUUUCAUCUGUGUUUAGACCUGAUUACCCGGUUCCUUGUUCUCUGGGGACCCUGUGCCUCUUCUCUCUGCCUAACCUCGUUUACACUACCUUCCUGUCAGUCGGACACUAGGGGAACUGAAACUUAGAUGCUAGCUAGUACUCCAGACAAUUGAUCCCCUGGGCACCGUUUUUCAAGUUAUACUUUUUGAUUGCAUAUCCCUUUUUAUCCUUAGAUUGAUUAAAGGUAGGGCCUCCCUUCCUCAUUUCUUAUACAGUGGAGCUCUCCUGAUGUUGGUUUCCCUUUGUGGGACUCUACACAUCACCUACUCCUAUUACCUGCAUAUUUUGGAGGGUUGCUCCCUAUUAGGUGGUUACAGUGGUGCAGCUCAUGAGCCCUUGACUUGUAUCCGGACUCCUGACCUGCACUCUGUUUACUUUAUUUCUCCAUUUUGUUAUAUAUUUACUUUGCAUUCCCUUCAAAUUCUCACUUUAGUGAGUAACACUAUAAAAAAAUCAGUUCUAGAACAUGCUUAGUUUAUAGUAAGAAAACAGUUAAAAAAAAAUAAUUAAGACAACUCACAUGAAAUAUACCCUUUCAGUAUAAUGAGAAGUAUAAUUCUAUGUAUUCAUUGUUGGGAUUUUAUUUAUGUUUUUUUGUUGUUUGUUUGUUUUUAAGGCAAAAGCAACAUUUGCAACAGGUCCACGGCAGACCGACACCACUUUCUAUGAAUUCCGUACUUACACUAUCAAGCCAUCCAAGAUGAGCGAAUUCACGAAACAUACUAAUGAGAACUUCCACUUUCGUACAAUUCACUCGGAGUUGAUUGGAUACUUUACUAUGGAGCUAGGAGCUCUGAAUAAAGUGUUCAGCAUUUGGAAAUAUGGUAUGCAAAACUAGGGACUAAAGUAUGUAAAAAGGUACCAAUGCUUGGAUCACUAAUUAUAAUGGAUCAUACAAUUCUUUUGCUAUGCCUCCCAUUCAUGACUGGAUUAAAAAUCCCCGGUACAUCUGCAACUAGUUGACAACUCAUUGCAUGUAUGUAAAAUAGUUUUGUUAAAAUGUAACCUUUAUAUAACUUUAUAUUCUAUUUUUCUACUUUAGGCAAUUUCGCAGAAAGAACAGCCAUUCGGGCAAAACUUGCCCAAGACAAGGAUUUCAUGGAGAAGUAUCUUGCUAAAGCAUUGACGAUGAUUGAUAAACAGGACAGUGAAAUUGCUUACUUAGUGCCAUGGUGUAAGCUCGAUAAGCCAGAAAAAACAGGUAAAGCUGUGUUUUGAGAUUCACCUCCUCAUUUCAUCCUUGUUCGUUCUAGAUUCCCCACUUUGUUUUUAUUGUUUUUUUUACUUUUCGGUCUGACCUUCUAUAGUGCCCAGAAACUGGCAAUAUGAAUUGCAAUGUACAAUGACUUUGGCACGUGACAUAAGUAUUGCAGUGCUUUGUGCAUUACUUCAGCACACUUCUGGCUGCAAAUUUAAAUAAAAUCUUUGGAUAUAGUGUUAUAAUAGUUACAGCAGUUUGCUUUGAUGUCACAUUUGCAUGUAUGUGUGUAAGAAAAUCUUGUGAACAUGGCCCCCUGGAUGGUGGUACUCAUUACCUAGUUCUUACAGUGGUUGACAUGGAGUUAUUGAAUACCUUCACCUAAUUUUGAUGACAUCUGUGAGAGAUAGCUUGCAAACAAGGGGUGAGACAUAAGAAACGCAUAGUCUAUAAGAGCGAAACACCGAUUUAUUUAUCUGAAAGAGAGGGUUCAAAUACAACUUGUAUGUAAAGUAAUACGUGGUACAUACAGUUAAAAAUAUUUCUAACAAUUUGUCCAUUACUAAUAAUUAUCUUAAUAGCCUAAAUGUACAUAUUCUUUAUGGUAGGUGUUUAUGAAUUGGUCACCUUUCAGUUUAAGCCUGGCGGACCAGCUGUGUGGGGAGAUGCCUUUAGAGCUGCAAUCUCUACUCAUGUUCAUACUGGCUACACCAAACUUGUAGGUGUCUUCAACACAGAGUAUGGACUGCUAAACCAAGGUAAAGUCUCACAGUCUUGUGCUUUUUACGGAUCAUGCCUCUUCCUUGUAUUUAUUUACUGUUUCCAGUAAACCUCAGAUCAUCUUGGAAAUAUAUGGGAGAAAUCCAGGUGGACGUAAAUUCACCAUGUUGCUAUAACCUAAAUCAUGACAAAUCCCACAACAUGACCUGACUGGCAGAGAAAAAGCCUUAGUCUCAUGGUAGAAUGGUAUAUUAAUAAAGUAAAGCCCUUUGGGUGAAGUUGGAAGCCCUCCAGAAAUUCCCAAAAAUAUGUUUGGACAUAGAACAUGGAUCCACACAUCCUAGGGAACUGUUUUGGGGAAAGGUCAUAACAUCUCCAUGCUGCAUUGCCAUUAUUAUAGUAUUGAGAGAGAGAGAGAGAGAGAUAUGGAUGUAUUAUAAUAUAUAUUUAUGGCAGGGCCUGUAGUUGUGGCUUGGGUCCCCUUUUUAAGUGCCUCCAAUCCUCUCUCACAUAGCGUUAUUGGUUUGGCGAGUUGAGUGUGACUACUUCCGGUCACUCACAAGUCGCCAUUUUGCUGUUUCUUACCUGUGUCCUGGUUCUGCUUACCUGACCGCUUCCAGCCAGCUUCUUCCUCCAGCCAGCUUCCUCCUCCAGCUUGCUCGUAGACUAACCCAGAAGUGCUCAUUUGAACUGUAAGUUAGGCCCAAACAGUCGCGCCUCGCACGCGUUCAUUUGGCGUCAUCACGGUUUGGGUCUAUUUCAAUACUUAUCAAUUCGUAUGGUUUUGCAUGUGUUUGCAUAGAAACACACGUACGCAUUACUAUUUCUGUCUGUCUGGGGCUUUCGGUACUUUCAACCGCACAAACAGAGACCCUUGUUCAGCUCCUUUCGCAUACGCUAGCCGAUACAUACUUUGUGUUAAGAGUUUGUGUGAAAUUCAUAAGAAUUGACUAUUUGAUAUGUUCUGGAAACGCACGAACACCUGUUUAAAGCAUAGGAUGUUCGCACGAUUCCUCCCAAUUGUCUGUUAUAUCUAAAUUCAGCAAAUACACAAAUAGAUACAAGCUGAAUGUAUAUUUGACUGAUUUUAGGUUAAGGUGCCCUCUACUGGUUAUGAACGAUCUUACAGUUUAAAUUUGAAUUUUGCAUAUUGUAACUGUGGAUAAUAUGUAUACUAAAACCUGCUAUUUGGUUAAAAUCUAGAUGUCUUCUUAAUGUUCUACCUGGAGGUUCGGUUCAGAACUGUAAUUCAGGGGAAUUGUUCCUGUUUGGCAAACCCUUCAAGAAUGUCAUUUUUAGGUGACAAUAUCUGGCCAGCCUGUUUCAAAUCACGAGGCGUUCAUCAAUUCAUGGCAGCAUUUCCCAAAUUGCACUAUGUCUAGCAAUCUGGGUAGGUUACUCUAUAUUACUUGGGUCCACGAUCUGGGCCACUUGUGUUACCACUAUUUUACGGUUUCAUCUUUAGGCUAUUGAACAAGAGGUGGCAGCGCUUCUCCUCUCUUCUCGCUGCACCACUUGCCCACCUGAUCUUGUCCUGUCUCACCUUAUCAGAUAUCUCUCCUCUUGUCUUGUGUCUUCCUUAACACACAUCUUCAACUGCUCUCUCUCUUCUGGUGUUGUCCCUGCUGCCGUUAAACAUGCUACUGUAGUACCCAUCUUUAAAAAAAAUCUCUUGACCCGUCCUCCCCUUCUAACUAGUGUCCCAUAUCCCUGCUACCAUUUUCCGCAAAGCUUCUGGAAAGACUUCUUUACCCAUCUGACUUGUUUCCUCAAUUCCAACUCUCUCCUUGACCCUCUUCAGUCUGACGUCCGCCCCCUGCACUCUACCAAGACUGCUCUUAUUAAAGUCACUAAUCCUUCCAUACUAAUCCUUCUUGACCUCUCUGCUGCUUUUGACACUGUUGACCAUGUUCUCCUUCUCCAAACUCUUCAAUCACUUGGUCUCUGUGACAGUGUCCUCUCUUGGUAUUCCUCCUAUCUCUCCCAACGCUCAUUCAGUGUCUCCUUUUCUAAUGAUACCUCCUCCCUUAGUCCUGUCAGUUUUCUCUAUAUACUGCCUCUCUUGGCAAACUUAUUACCUCAUUUGGAUUCCAAUAUCACCUGUACGCUGAUGACACUCAGAUAUACCUCUCCUCCCCAGACCUCUCCCCUACUGUCCUGCAACGUGUCACUGUUUAUCUUUUUUCAAUCUCUGACUAGAUGUCCUCCCAAUUUUUGAAACUCAAUCUCUCUAAAACUGAGCUCCUUGUCUUUCCUCCUCCUAAUACUGAUCCUCCUCUCUCGCUCUCCCUUCAAGUUAGUGGUACCAACAUCAGUCCAUCCUUGCAAGCAUGCUGCCUUGGCGUUAUACUUGAUUCUGGCCUCACAUCCAGUCUGUUAUCAAAUCCUGUAGAUUCCACCUUAAAAAACAUAGCCCACAUCCGCCAUUUUCUUAAGCAAGAUGCUACUAAGGAGCUUGUCCAUGCUCUAGUAAUCUCUUGCAUGUAUUAUUAUAACUCUCUCCUAAUAGGUCUGCCCACAAGUCGUAUUGCCCUGCUACAAUCUGUAGCUAGACUAAUUUUCCUCUCCUGUCACUCCUCUCACACCUCUCCCCUCUGUCCAUCCUUACAUUGGCUUCCUGUAUCUUAUAUGAGUCUAUUCAAGGUACUAAUCCACACCUAUAAUGCACUGACCAAUUCUAGUACUUCCUUCACUGAUCCGCAGGUAUGCCCCUUCUCGGUCUCUCCUCUCUGCCCAUGACCUUCUUCUGUCCACUGCACGCACCCGUAUAGCCAACUCACACUUGCAGUACUACUCGCAGGUGGCUUCUUUCCUUUGGAAUAGCCUGCCUACAACCGUCAAGCUCUCCCCUAGUCUUCAAUCUUUUUAAAAGUGCCUCAAAACCCAUCUCUUUAGGAAAACUUAUGGCCUCCCAGAGUAACCUCUACCUCACAUACCUGUGCCUUGCUCUCUCCAAAAGGGUCACACGCUAUUCCCUCAUCCGCUCUGCUUCACUCCACCUUGUUUGAUUGCUACCUCCUGUCCUGUUGGGUUUUACGCCUAACCUCCUAUAGACUGUAAGCUCGUUUGAUCAGGGUACUCUUCAACCUAUUGUUUUUGUAAUUGUCUCAUUUAUUGUCAAAUAUCCUCCUUUGAUAAUAUUGCAAAGCACUAUGGACUAUGCUGGAGCUAUAUAAAUACCAGUAAUUAUAAUAAAAAUAAUAGGUUGCUGAACGUUAACACCCCCCACCCUCCUUACUCUGCUCCUAUAGAGAAUCAUCUUUUUAGAUUCUCAGUGUCCCAGGUAGAACACAUGGGUGUCGGCAUGGGCAUAAUUGUAAUGACAUCCAUGCUUGACCCCUUUUUGACAGUGUCAUGAAGGGGAGGAGCAUAGUCAUUAUCACAUAAAGCCAGGGUGAAUAGCAUUUUCACAACUAUGUUAUCAGGAAUACAUGUUUGUAUUCCUGACACUAUUGUGUUCCUUUAAUCAAAUUAAAGCUGCACUGUCAUGCGAACUUACCUUUCCCCAAUUGAUUCCUCUUCUCUACCUCUGUCAGGAUCUGUUCUUCGUUUCUUCCUGUCUGCUCUAGUUUUCUUUAAAAUUAUAAGAUAAACUAUGGACUAUUUGUCUUAUGGAGGUUUCCUAAGCUACGACCAGUGGAGGUCCCCUUUUUAAGGGCCUCCAGUCCUCUCUCAUAUAACGUUAUUGGUCUGGCGAGUUGCCCCUCCCACCACUCCCUCUUAUUAACUAUGAUGUUUAUUACUAAUUAUGUGUAACCUAACCAUUACGGCAAUAUUGCCCCGACCACAAAUAUAAAUAUAAAUAUAUGUGUGUGUGUGUGUGUGUGUGUAAAAAUUGUGAUUGAAAUCCCCUUCCACAUGAAGUCUGUAAUAUAAUACAUUAAUACAAUGUUAAACAAAAAUCUGCAAACCAGUAACCAACGUCAUGCUGACAAGUUGCAUUAACAACGAAACAGCUGUCCAAACUGGAUGCCGCUUGGGGAGAGUGGAGAUUGACACUGGGGGCAACUCUGGGGUUAAACUAUUGAAAAACGGUUUAAACCCUUCAGGUAAGAGUGAGCUUGUAGGCUUCCUGGCACAAUAAUAACUUAAUUUAGAUUAUGUUUUUAUGGUGCCUGGGCUGGGUGGACCUCUUGAUAUUAUUAAAAAAAAUAUAUAUAUAAUUUGUGGUCAAGGCAUAAAGCCGUAGAGUUAGUCAAAACAAUUAGGGCAUGAAAAGUCAGUUGUGGUGUGCCGUAACUGACGACGUAGUAGGCCUGAAAUAAAAGAGGGCCUACCUCAAGAAAUGGUUAAAAGGAGGAGUGGUGGGUGGGGCAAAUCUCAAGACCUGAGCCGGUAGCAGGUGAAGGGCUGGAGCUCCUUAAGAAGGGGAACCAAGCCCCUCCCACAACUUCAGGCCCUGCCUUCCAUUUGUGGUCAAGGCAUAAAGCCGUAGAGUUAAUAAAAACAAUUAGGACAUGAAAAGUCAGUUGUGGUGUGCCGUAACUGACGACGUAGUAGGCCUGAAAUAAAAGAGGGCAAAAAGAUGUAACCAGUUUAUUCAGCCUACAAUACAGUAUAAGAUUAUCACACAAUCAUAUUCUUGAAGGCUAGGCGUACUUCCUGAACUGGCUGGGGGAUGUAUCGUGUAUAAGCUGUGGACUUCCAGCGACCCAUGAUCUUAAUGAUGUGUGCGGGGAUAUUCUUUUUUGAAGCGGUAGUAGCGGCUCCUAUGCGAAAGGAAUGACCAGAAUAUUUGGCCGGGUUUAGCCCCAAGCAUACUAACAAUGUUCUUACGUAGAGCAUGAACUUACUGAUGGUCAGAGUUUUACCGUACAAUGCCAGUAGUGGUUGAUGUGGUGUCAUUGGGAUGGAUGAAAGGUACUGGUUGUUUUUGUAUGUCUGUGGUUAUGUGUGCAUGUCUGUGUGUGCGCAUGUGUUUAGUAGAUAGCUCCUUCAUUUUAUAUCCUUGAAUAUAGCAAUCCCACAUAAGGAUAACAAAUAUGAGUUAUCUACUAAACAACUGAAAGAUCUAAAUUAAGAGAAUACUUUUUUUUAGUUUUGAUAUUCCAGUUGUAGUAGAUGACGCUCUUGUUAUCUUUAUGUGGGAUUUCCAUAUUUAAAGAUAGCAAAUUAUGGUGCUGUUUAGCAGAUGGCUCCCUUAUUUGGUAUCCUUCAAUAUGGCGAUCUCACAUAAGGAUAGCAAAUAAAGGAGUUAUCUACUAUACAAUUGAAGUAUAAAAAUUAAAGGGUUUUUCUUAAUGUUGAUCUUUCAGCUGUUUAGUAGAUAAUUCCUUAAAUUGGAUUGUGGGAUUUCCAUAGUUAAAGGGAUCCUAUAGUUCCAGGAAAACACGUUUUUUCUGGCACUAUAGGGUUAAUAGGUCCCCUUCAGCAACUUACCUGAAUCCAGCACUGGGUCAGGCUCCACCCACCCGCCUCCUCGCCCAUGUCAUCCGGCGGGGGAGACCUAACGCGCAUGCCAUUAGACCUCCCUGUAGAAAAGCAUUAUUAAAUGAUUUCCUGUGGGGAAAAUCUGACGCUGGAGGUCCAAGAAGAUGUCCAGCGUUAGAUAACGGACCGGAAGUCUGUUUAGAUUCCGGAAGCCCUCUAGUGGCUGUCAGACAGCCACAGAGGGCAGAUUUGGAGUUGCAAUGUAAACAUUGCAGUACUCUGGAACUGCAAUGUUUUACAUUGCAGCACGAAGUGCAAAAGGGUCACAGCACCGAGACCACUUAAAUUAUCUGAAGUGGUCUGGGUGCGUACAGUGUCCAUUUAAACCCUUAAGGACACAUGACUUGUGUGACAUGUCAUGAUUCCCUUUUAUUCCAGAAGUUUGGUCCUUAAGGGGUUAAGGACAUCAAAUUAGGGUGGUGUCAAUAAAUAUGACAAAAUAGCAAAUAGGGGAGUUAUCUGCUAAACAGUUUGAAGAUCGAAAUCAAGACGAGGUGUUAGCCAGCCCAGAACAAGAAUUCCAGGAGGCUAAUGUGAAUUCUGUUCAAAUUUGUUGUCUGACUCCAGCUUGUACAGAAUGCUGGCCCGAGACAGCCAAUAGCGGCACGUUACGCCACCCACAGUGGAAAUGAUUAGUGUCCCCUUCCCAGUUUUGACUGUGGUAUCUUAUGCGCCCUCCCAAUAUAUUGUUCCUAGAGUCACUUCUGAACUGACAUUAUUGUUAUGCUUGCCUGGAUUACACCUAGAACGCCAUUUAACCACACCGUCCUGCAGCAUUACUUGUUAGUAAUGCAAAAGGUAUAACAAAUGAUGUAGAAUUUUGGUAAAACAGGUUUGUAUAGAUAAGCAGUAUGUUUAGCAUAACAUUAUUAUCUAGUUUCUUGACAAUUAUAAGCUUGAAGAGCAAUAUAUGAUUCUAAAACCAAGGUCUCUGUUGACCAGGCAAAUUGAUAAUUUUUUUGUAUAAUUAUCACACUAUCAGCACUGCUUACAAAAUGCUGUCUGUGCAACAGAACUUUUAUUAGGCUGGUUUUCCUUAUAUCUGUGUAACUAUAGCUGUAUUAACGAUUUCUAUGUAACUGUGUUGGUGGAUGAUUCCUUUAAAUAUUUUCUAUACAUUUGUAAUUAAAGUUCAUGUUCUGUGGUGGAAUGAGAGUCCGGACAAUCGAGCUGCUGGAAGACAUUUUGCUCACGAAGAUGCAAGAGUGGUGGCAGCUGGUGAGUAAUUUGCAGCUUUUACAUGAAGUUUACAAUAAUUUUCUUAAAAUAUUCUGUUCCUUUAAUAUGGAUUCCACAUUCUAGAGAGCUUAUCCAAUGCACCACUGUCCUAAUGGAUACUUUAUUUUACUGACCUGGCCUAAUUAUAUAUGUGAUGUCCUUCUAUGUGUGCGUGCAGAGGUGUUCAAUUAAAGGAAUAUUCGAUGCACCAUAACCACAACAGCUUGCUGUAAUGGUUACGGUGCCAGGAGCCCUGGCUUCCCUCCCUCCCCCGCCCAUUGUAAGUGGUCAAACUGUUUAAAUGAUUAUUCUUCUUACUUUGGGUUCUCAACAGCUGCUAACCAGACUCUACUACUAACACCAGAGAGCCAGCAGUUACGAAGCUCUCCUGAGCGGAGCGCUGCAGUGAAAACGACUUUGACUUUUUGAAUAUGAUUAAAAUUAAAUUGGUGGUGUUAUUCAAAAUUCUCAAGCUGAGCCCUCUGGUGGCUUUACUAAAAAUGCACGUUAAUCAGAAGAACAUAAAAUGUGCAUUAUAGCCAUAUACAGCAAACCAAGAGCCUCCGUGCAGGUCAACGGAGCCCGAACUGCGGACUUUACAUUUAGCAAUGGAACCAGACAAGGGUGCCCCCUCUCCCCUCUAUUAUUCGCUAUGUCCUUGGAACCACUCCUGCCUGUGAUUCCCCUGAACCCGAACAAACAGGGACAUAAAGGACGGGGAGCGACCCAUAAAGUCGCGGCAAACGCGGAUGAUUUGCUUUUCUUUAUCAAGCAACCCCGAAUAACCUUACCAAACCUUCUAGCGGAGUUCAAACUUUAUGGCGAAAUCUCGGGAUUCAAGCUCAACAUAUCAAAAUGCAAGGUGCUAAAUCUUACAAUACCCACAGCCGAAUACAUAUCGCUAGAAUCACAGUUUGAGUUUAGAUGGUGCCAACACAAAAUGAAAUACCUGGGCAUAUGGGUAACCACAGACCCCGGAAAGCUAUAGGAGCACAACUUUCAACCCCUGCUGCACACGAUCGUGGCGGACCUCUCCAAGUGGGGAUACCCCCACAUAACAUGGCACGGGUGCAUAGCAGUGCUCAAAAUGAACGUGCUUCCCAGAGUUCUAUACCUCCUGCAGACAAUACCCCUAACACCGCCGGCGGUCUUCUUCUCCUCUCUGAAAUCUGCGGUCAUACGCUUUACGUGGUGAGGUGAACGAUCCAGUCUACGGCAUGACAUACUGUGUCUACCUAGGGUCAGGGGAGGACUGGCGCUGCCGGACUUUAGAAAAUACCACCAGGCUACACCAAGCUCCCCUUCACGGCUGACGCCGACCCUCAGAGAACCAAGAGGGACAAGCAUACUGAAGCACAGCUGCAGACUCAGAGGAACCAGCGAGAACCUUACAGUGCAGCAUGAGUGGACUGUGGCCUGAUGCCUGCUCUGGUGGACACUCGCUCCAUGUUACACAGAUAGGGCAGAGCAGGUAUCGAAUGAUAGUGGGACUCCCACUGAGUGUGAGGUCUCUGGACCACCAAGAAGAUGGCUCCCCGCAGAGGCAGCAUGAGUGGUCCCGGUCGGCCGGGGUGAUAAUAGCAUUAAAGCGAUUUACCUAACUGUAGCCUGUUGCUAACCAAUGCACGAUUAUUAUUUAAUCAUAAAGCUUUAGUUUACUUUCAUAAUAUAUAUGUUGCACCAGCAUUAUUUAGAGCAUUUAAAGUUUAGUCAACGCAUUGACCCAGCCUAAAUUUACCCUAUAGCUACUUCUACAAUCGAUUGUUUAUACUUGUCAUUAAUAUAAAAUGUGCUUGUUCAUCUUGUGCCCCGCAUGUUGAGCGUGGGAAAUGCUGGAGGACUGCUCUCGGAGCACCUCUUGCCUGCCCGUACUACAAAUAUGCACAACAAAAAUAAAGAAUUUUAAAAAACCAAAACAAAAAAAAACCACCAGGCCAUGGUACUGCAGCGCAUCCUGGACUGGCAUUUUGACCCCCCCACAGAAACAAUGGGUAACGCUGGACAGGAAAGCUAACAAGGGGACAAUGGAACCGAUGAUCUGGGGAGGAGAUCUGAGAACUCAAGAACCGGGAAGGGACGAGGGGCCGGUAGCGCAGACGCUACGAGAAUGGAAAUAGUUGAGAAAAAAGCCACACAUUUCACCUACACCUAGUCCGUUGCUCCCAGUGACAUAUAACAGCAAAAUAGGAGGUGGCCUGUCAGCCAGAGCGUGGAGAAUUCUGGACAAUGGGGACUACAUCCCCAUAAGCUGAGCCUGGCGAGCAGGUGAACUACAAGACCUAGACUCGCUCCUGGAGGGUAGACCGCGGACUGCCAUGAUCACCCUCCGAUAUAUGCAACUGAAACAAUUCUACACCACACUUCCGCAUAGAGAACGUGUGCACAGGUAAUUGAAGUGGUUUGAGGGAAUGUGUGCCCAAGGCACCACGACGGAUCAUGCCGUUUCCGCAAUGUAUCAACAGCUAUUAACAGACGACCAACCAAACAAUCAUACCUUCCAGAGACAAUGGGAGGAAUCCCUAGGUAAGACACUGACAGCGCCACAGUGGGAUAAGGCCCUAGUGUGGCAACAUAAAAGUUCCACGAGCUCCUACUAUCAGGAGGUAAACUACAAACUCAUAGCCCGCUGGUAUAGAACACCGACCAUAAUACACAGGAUAUUUCUGACUACGCCACCGACGUGCUGGAGAUGUCAAGAGAGAGGCUCAAUGCUACAUAUAUGGUGGGAAUGCCGUGACAUACGCUCAUACUAGGCCAUGGUGAAAACCGAAGUGACCUUGGUGCUGGGAGAUGUCCCAGACUGGUCGGCAAAACUUGCUCUACUACACAUCUCUCAACAAACGAUUUUGAGCUAUAAAAAAAUCAAUCCUCCGACACCUACAGAACGCGGCCAAAGCAUCCAUACUGGCCCACUGGAAGAAAACUGACAUCCCAACAAAGAGAGUGGAUUCAACAGGUGGAGGACAUCCAGAGCGCAGAGGCACUCCCGGCUUCCCUAACGGGUAGGGACACCAAACAUGUGGAAAUGUGGAGGCCAUGGUUUGUUUAUAUCGCUUGACACUUACGGGGCGGAGGCGGCCGGGCGGGCAAACCCAGGCACCUCUUAAAGCACACUUUUCAUGCAACUGAAACAAUUCUACACCACACUUCCGCAUAGAGAACCUACCCAUUUCUCCCUACUGACCCUCCCUUUCAUUUCCUUCUCCUCCCCCCCUCCUUCAACCCUACAUCAGGAACACAGAGGGACCACUAUCACGGAAACAGAGGACGCGUUCUCAACAGGCAUCCUUAUCACUCACGAGAAAUGACACACAUCCACUUAACCACGGACCCAUCAACACAUCUCAGAACCUCAUAAGACACAUGGCACGCAAAGCCGGAAAACAUGAAACAUUGAGCAAGGACAAGACACUAACGCUCACACUGAAACACCACCACCGCCCACACAUAAAGCCAACCACACACCCACACAUCUCAUAACACGACAAUGAUAACCUCAUCCCCAACUAAGCAUACCGACACCAGACAAGAUAUAAUUAGACCGCAUAUAAUGGGGGACGACGCAGCUCCACCUAUACAUGAGGCUAACCCCAAGUCCAAGGCUUGGGCAAACAUGCGAGACAGGUCGUAUGAAACGGGGAUGUAAUCUAUGAUACUUGUUGGAGGGGAUGGGGAAACUGGGAAAUGUAAUUAACAUGCUUAUAAGCUGAAAAUUUUGUGGCAAUAACUUAACCUCAUGACCCCAACUGCACCCAAGACCCUCUAGGUAACGCAUAUCACACAAACGAUGUACUCCUGUUCAUACCAUGCUGGAGACCUGCGUGUCUCAUUUAAAAUACCUUUUUGUUAUGUAUAAAUACUGUCAAAAACUUCAAUAAAAACAGAUUUACAAAAAAAUGUGCAUUAUAUAAACCUGGAACACUAUUUUACACAGCCACAAGCUUUCUUGUGUUUUAUAUCUCCUGUUUGACCUGUUAGUAGAGGUCUAGUACACUUACAUGUGCUAAAUUAUUUGCUAAUCUGUGAAUUGCCAGAUGGUCAGUCUGGGCCCAUGUUCUUAGGAAUUAGAAAUUGUAUUAAAUAAUGAGAUUAUCAAGGAUGGUUGCGUCUCAUGAUUUCUUCCUGGUAGAAUAAAAUAUCCACUUAAAGUGUAUAGUUACAUAGUAAUCCAGGUUGAAAAAAGACUAACGUCCAUCAAAUUCAAUAUUUAAAAUCUAUUCUUUUAUGCUGUUGAUCCAAAAGAAGAAAACAUUUUUUAAAUUUUCAAUUAUGCUACAUAAAGGGAAAACCAUUAUUUCAUGGCUCCAUAGUGGCAAUAAGGUUUCUCCUUAAAUUAACAAUCUAUUUGCAUACAGUUGUAAUCAACAUUUUUCAACCCCCAUUGAAUAUAAGGUGUAAGUGGAUUCCCAAAAUUCCACUGAAAUUGCAACUUAUAAUGCUGUCUCCAGUCUCAAUAUUAUUUAACCCCCUGAAUAGAAUCCCUCACAACAGCACAAAUAUGCAAAACCGGUGCUGAAUAUAAUUAUUCCCAAGUUCUUUUCAUUUAAUGUUAUUAACUCAACCCCAUUUAAUGGAUCGGUAUAAUGUUCAACUCAACCAUUUAUUGUGUAGGUCUUUCCUUAUUCCAACAUGGAUGACUUUGAUCAGUAUUGAAUCUGCCACUUGCCUGCCAAGUCCCUCAAUUUAUCCAAAUCCUUCCGUAGAGAAGUUAUAUCUUGUUCAGACUAUAUUUUCUUACCUAGUUUUGUGUCAUUUGCAAACACCAACCUAUGUCUCUCAAUACCCAUGUCAAGAUAAUUUAUAAACCGAUCAAAGUGAAAUGGAACCCGCAAGAGUGCAGAGACAAAAAAAAAAAAAUUAUGCCUCAAUCUUCAAGCCAUUGUUUUUCAUCUAAACCAACUGAUGUCUGUUUUCAUAGUAACCUUUUGUGUGGAACUGUGCCUUGGCAAAAUCCAAGUAGAUCACAAACCACUAGAACUCCCUGAUCUAUAUUUCUACUAACUUCUUCAUAAUAUGCAAUUAAGUUAGUUUGGCAUGACCUGUCUUUCAUAAAACCAUGUUGAUUCCUGUCUAGUUUCCUGGUUGAGCUUUUCAACCCCUGUAGAAAAUCAUAUAGAACUUCUUCCUUGUCCUGUUCCUUUUUGAUUCACACACUCCUCUCCGAUUCCAAUGCACCAACACUGUCACACUUAACCUUUUUUGGCAUUAAUGUAUUAAAAAAAAAAAAAAACUUUUUGGGAGUUGGUCUGGCUCUCUUUGGCUAUGAGCUUUUCAUUUUCUAGUUUAGCCCAAUCACCCUUUGCAAACCCUAUUACAUUACUAAGUGCAUCUCUUUCUUUAGUCUGGAACCAUGAAUGGAGUGUAAUACAUUAUAUGUGUUUAUUCACUAAACAGUGAGUUGCAAAGUGUUUAAAGACAGUAAAAGCAUCCAGACCACUUCAUCUCAAAAUCUGGGUGCAGCAGUACUGUAGUUUUAACCCUGCAAUGUCAAGCAUUACAGUUUAGUAGAUAAGGCAAUGCUUACAUUCAGGGACUGCGCAUCCAUCAGGCAGCACUUCUGUUUCUUGUACCCGGCCGGACUGACAGGAAGUGCUCACUGAGAGAGCACUUCCUGUAAGUCCGGCCGGGUACAGGAAACAGAAGCUCCUGUACUGCGGUCCACUCCGCUCAGCCAUGCUACAAGAAAGGUAAUGAGGCAUGCAAGGGAGGGAUGGGAAUGGGAGAGAGGAACACUAAGAGAGGGGAGAAAAGGGAAGGGAGAGGAACACUUAGAGACAGGGAAGGGACCACUAAGGGGCCAGAGAGGGAACCUCUAAGGGGAGAGCACCACUAAGGGGAGAGGAAGGGGAGAGCACCACUAAGGGACAUGGAGGAACGAGUGGCACACAGGGGGGCCUGAUUGGGGAGAAAGAUACACAGAGGAACAUGAACGGGUAGAAAGACACACAGAUUGGGCUGGGGAUGUAAGAGACACACAGAAGGGCCUGUGGGUGGAAAAACAAAGGGGCCGGGGUGAAAGAGGCACAGAAGGGCUGGAGAAGAGGAGAAUAAGACACAGGGGUUGAGGGUGAAAGAGAAACACACAAGUGCUGGGAAGAGUAAAAGACACAAAGGGGCUGGGAGAGAAGUAGACACACAAAGGGGCGUUGCAAGAAAUACACAAGGGAGGUGUAAGACACACAAUGGGGAAAAUAGGGCAUAAGAUACACCAAGGGGGGUAAGACAUUUCAAAGAGGGGAUCAGACACAAAAGGGGGAUUAAGAGGCACACCGGUAGAAAUGCUUUUUUGGGGGAGGACACAAUCAUUUUUGCUUUCGCACACAAAACUCCUUGCACCUGCUCUGCUCACAUUGCAUGGUUUAAUACACCUUAGAGGUGCUUCAGCUGUGCUUCUAGCCUCCAACAGGAGCACAGCACUGCAUGCAUUUGCUUUUAGGCUCUCUAAUGAGAAGCAUUGGAUUUGACUGUAAUGGAAGGAUGAGCGGCUGCAGGUGCUAGACCUCAGUGCUGGAAAAAAGUAAGUAAUACCCUUUUUUUCCAAUAUGUAUUUCAAUUAAACAGAGGGGCCUGAAUCUAAAUAAAGAGAACACUAUAUCAUUCAGAAUACAGGACUGUAUACCAAACUCCAGUGUUCUUUUAAAGCACAAGGGUCACCUCACAACUAUUUUAUAAUAAUCCUUUGAUCCAUUUUUUUAAGGUAGCAGAUUUUUUUAUAUUUAGUAUAUGUAAAAAAAAAAAUGAGAACCACUAAUCUCUACCUUUAGUAUAUGACUGGAUUCUUCACCUAUAUACAUGGGUCUGUCAAUGUUUGAAAACUGACAAUCUCUGUGUUGUUUUCUGCUUCACUCCCUGUACAGAAGCAGGGAAGACCAUGGAGAAUGUCUGUUUUCACACACUGUCUGACCCUGUAUUUGGAUGAAGGAUUCUGAUUCUGGAUUCUGACAUAUACUUUUGUUUUAAAAUAUAGAUUUCAUUGUAAAGCUAGAUCAAAGGCUUAUUGUUCUAAAAAUAGGUUUGAGCUGACAGUUGUCCUUUAACACCUGAGUGAAGAAUUUGUACAAAUCUCUUAUUUUGACUAACAUUGUUCAAUGCCAAAGUAAGUUCAUUACAAUUCCCUAAAGAAAGAAUGCUUUAGUCUUCAGUUGGUAUUGGUUUUUAGCUAAAUGGUGAACUCUAGUGGCAGAAAGUCAGAAUGCAUUUGAUACAUGUUUUUGUAUUACCCAAAUAGUAGCCUUGGUAACCCCUUCAGGACCGGACUGUUUUAACACUUUUGUGGUGUUUGUGUUUAGCUGUAAUUUUCCGCUCUCUCAUUUACUGUUCCGAUACAAAUUAUAUAUUAUGUUUUUCAGGACAAAAAGGGCUUUCUUUACAUACUAUUAUUUUUAUCAUGUCAUAUAAUUUAAUUAAAAAUAAUAAUAAAAUACGUUUUUUACAAGUUUUUUUUUACUUUUACUUAAAAACAUAUUUUACUGAUCUACAAAAUCGAAUGAAACAAACUGCUAAAUAGAUUCAAAAUGUUGACCUGAGUUUAAAAACACCCAAUGUUUAUGUGUUUUUUUGCUUUUAUUUGCAAGUUAUAGGGUAGCUAUAAGUACAAGUAGGAAAUUGCUGUUUCAAAAUGUACAUUUUUCAAAUGUAUCAAUAGUGACAUUGUAACACUGUUAUGUCAUAAAUCUCCCAAAACACCCCACAUGUAUAUAUUUUUCUUAAACUAGAUAACCCAAGGUAUUCAUCUAAGAAUAUUUUGAUACGUUCUAUGCAGCCAUUUUACCACAAACCUUUCCCAAACUUUGCAUAGGUACUUUAUUUUUUUUAUUUUUUUCACAUACAUUGCAAUUCAGGUAAAAAUUCACAGAUUCUGUUAGGUGUCACUACCAAACACCCCAAUAUGUGUUCAGCAACAUCUCCCGAGUACAGGGAUAUCCCACAUGUAUAGGUGUGUCGGGUUGUUGGGGGGCUAAAAGGCCACAUUUGGCAGGUGCGCAUAUCAGUUUCCCAGCUUGGAAUUGACAUGUAGUCAACCUGCAUGCAUGUCCUAUUUGGGACAUUUUUGAAGCUGGCCAAUGUAUUUUACCAACAUCAAACCAUAUAUUUUUUAUAAGUAGACACCCUAGGGUAUUUCACUUGGUGGUAUUUUAACACUUUCCAUGCACUAAUUCUACCACCAGGCUUUGUCAAACAUUGAGUUAGUAAUUUUUUUUCAGUUUUUUCACACACCUUGUACUUUAGGCAUGAACUAACAGAUCCUGUUAUGUAUCACUGCCAAACACCCCAAUAUGUGUUCAUCAAGAUCUCCAGAGUACAGGGAUACCCCCCAUGCGUAGGCUUGUCGGUUCUUUGGGAGCUAAAAGGCCACGUUUGGCAGGCGCGCUUAUCAGUUUCCCAACUUGGAAUUUUGACAUGUAAUCAACCUGUGCCCAUGUCCCAUUUGAGCCAGUGUAUUUUAACCCAAUCAAACCAUAUAUUUUUUCAAAAGGAGUUUUGACUUCUUUCCCCCAACCAUUUUGCCUCCCAAAGAAAGUGUAGUGGUAACUUUGUAAUUCUGUUUUUUAUGCACACGUCAUCUGGUUUUGGCCAGCUGGUUAUGUGUUUCUGCCAGAAAACAUGUUAGACCAAAUGUGCAGGUAGCAAAUGUACAUUUAGCAGCAAUCUUUAAACUGACUCCUGCAAAUAGAAUCUAACUAGAGAUUUGGAGGAUGGAAACUGACUAACAAAAAAUGGCUGUUUUCCAAAGAAACAAAAAAUAAAAUAAAAAAUUCAGGAACACUUCUUACAACUGUUCUGUGUGGUACAGCUUGAAACAUGUUCCUACACACAGUCCUGGUUUCGCAGGGCAAUCAGGACAGUGAAAAAGGGUGUCUGUCCUGGCAACGUUUCUGGGGGGGUUUCUAGCAGUUGGCGGUAACUUAAAAAUAAAAUGUCUGGACUCCGCUUGCACCGUUGUUGGAACUUGUCCAUCUCCAUAAAUUGUUAAAGAAAUAAUUUUCAACUGAAAUUGGAGAAAGGUGGUUUUUCCCUGGGUUAUUUUUUUUAAAAAGCAAAAAUGAGUUGUGGGUUGCUAUUUGCAUUAGAUAGAUAGCCACCUUUUUAUACCAUGCUUUGGUUUUUCUUAAAAUAAGAUAUGGCUGCAUCAGCUGAUCAGCCAAAUCAACACCCCCCCAUGUACUUAUUAUACGCCCUGAUGCAAACCGGUUUGGACUCUACUCUGCCUCAGACAGAGACGUCUGCCAUGUGUUCGUCAUGGAUGGUGGUUAGCAUGUUGACAUCCUUCCUGUCCCUAAAUCUUAGUGCAAGCACUUCAGGUUUGCGAAGUGCUUUACAUUUGCCUUUUUUUAAUUUUGCCUCUAUGAGAGAUCGUGGAAAGUCUUUUUGGAAUUUAUUCUGGCAGUGCCGCAGGCCAGUGUCUGUAAACCAUAAAGUGUUUUAAACAGAAGGACACUACUAUAAAAAUUGUCCACUUAAAGGUGGUAACCUUUAUUAAAUAAGGGGUUUAGUAGGUCCCAUACAAGUUUCCCACUUGUACCCAGGGAGUCAGUACAGCCAGGAGGGUCCAGUUGACCAUCUUUCCCCUCAUAUACACGAAAGGCAAACGUGUAUCCACUUUUGCUCUCGCACAGUUUGUACAGGUUUAUGCCAUACCUAGAGCGCUUUGAAGGGAUGUAUUGUCUGAACCCUAAUCUCCCUUUGUAUUUCAUUAGAGAUUCAUCUAUGGAUAAAUUUUGUUGGGGGGUAUAAACAUCCGAAAAUUUGUCCUGAAAAUGGUCUAGCAGUGGGCGUAUUUUAUGAAGCCUAUCGUAUUGGGGUGAUCUCUAGGGUGACAGAGGGUAUUGUCACUGAAAUGUAAAAAUCUCAGCAGUAACUCGUAUCUGGCUCUAGGCAUGGUUUGGGAGAAUACUGGACUAGACAUUAUUGGAUUGGUGCUCCAGUAUGAGCGAACCGAUCGCUUCUUUAUAAUCCCCAUGAGCAUUGUAAGAGCCCAGAAUUUUUUAAGCUCUGGGACAUCUGUGGGAUGCCAGUCAUGCUCCCUGACUGUAUAGCUACCUGGAUUGUUAUGAAUAAAUUGGGUAGCAUACAAGUUAGUCUGGGAAGCAAUCUCCUCCCAGAUGGUAUCCCCUAAAAAUAGUUCUACAUACUGCAUUGGGGAGAAGCCAUCUACAUUAACAUUAAUGCCUGCGUUGGCACUAAAAGGUGGGACGUGGGGCUCUGCUAACUGUGGAGGUACCCAGUUUUCCUCUACAUUCGGAGUAGCAGAGGAAGCACAGCUUCUUUCUCCAGCCGGCUCACACACAGAUGACAUGUCGUUUUGACUAGACAUGUCAGAAAACUGACCUGGGUCAAAAUCUGUCAGUCUGACGCCAAGAAAGCACAUGCCUCCUGCAAGUUAUACAUAUGCUGCAUGUUUUACACACGACUAAAACAAAUUAUAAACACACACAAAAAAAUAACUUUUUUUUUUUUUUUUUUAUUAAAACAGACUAAACAGCAAUCCCUAAUCUAACUCCUGUCACAAAAAUCUAAUGGAGAUUUGGGGGAAGGAAACUGACUGACUAAGACAGACCAAGAUACAGAUUUUAUAAAACAAAUUUAACCCUUUAAGGGCAAAAAAAAAUACAGACAGUACAAAUGCACUGCUGUAACAGAUCUGGCAGGGAAGGGGUUAAAAAGGAUUUUUUUUUUCACUUUAGAUACUGUAUAAAGCUCUGGAACACUUCUGCUGCAACAAACUAUCAUGAUCAUCACGAUCUCUCUCGCCUCACAAAACGCUACAGAGGAGAGAGGGGCAGAGAUCACUGUCAAGGUGAGUGUUUGUAACACCCACUUUGACAGCAGCCAAUUGCGAGUGAUCACAGAUCACUCACACACUGCAAUUGGCUGUUACUAUCUGCCUGGGAUGUCUGGCAGAUAGUUACAGCAUUAUACUGGAGGGAGCGAUCUUUGAUCGCUUCCCGCAGCCCGUUUUUCGCUAUGACGGUUCAGGACCGCCAGUGGUCCAUACGCACGUUUUACCGCUGACGGUCCUGAACUGUCAGCGGUCCUGAAGGGGUUAAGUCAAACUGUCUCUGCAGUAGAUAUAUGUCUAGCUAGAUUACUUAUAAAGCAUCUGAACCUAACUAACAUGGUAUGUAAAGAACCUUGAGGCAUGUUAGAGAAACACAUUCAGACUGGAGAACAGUUAAGGAUGUAUGCUCCUGGAGGAAGUCUCGCACCCAGUCAGACUUUCUCCAUUAUAGAUUCUUAUUGUAUUCAUACAGCGCAGCCCUUGCCCUCGCCAAACAGUCAUACUUUUCCUCUCUCAUUAGUUCAUGCUACCGCAAUCCCAGGCGUCUUUCACACCUUUAAUUCUCUUCUUCACUCUGCUGUGGGAACCCCCCAAACUAACCUUACUGCCGAUAGCUUUGCAUGUUAAUUUACCAACAAGAUUGAACAGCUAAGGAAAGAAUUCUCCCCUCUUUGCCGUUCUCUUUGUUAACCACACAUAGAUCAUGCCUUUUCUACCCUUUCUACCCAGACUUUUUCCGCGCCUACUGAUCCAGAGGUGGCUGCACUUCUCCUUUCCUCUCGCACCACCACUUGCCCGCUCUCACCUUAUCAGAACUCUCUCCACUUGCCUUGUGCCUUCCUUAACACACAUCUUCAACUGCUCUCUCUCUUCUGGCGUCCCUCCUGAUCUUAAACAUGCCACUGUAGUACCUAUCCUGAAAAAAACAUCUCUUGACCAGUCCUCCCCCUCUAUCGUCCUAUAUCCCUGCUCCCUCUUUCCUCAAAGCUUCUGGAAAGACUUGUCUUUACCCAUGUGUCUCACUUCCUCAAUUCCAACGCUCUCCUUGACCCUCUUUAAUCUGGCUUCCGCCCUCUCCACUCUACUGAGACUGUGCUUAUCAAAGUUACUAACGACCUAAUCGCAGCUAAAUCCAAAGGCCACUACUCCAUACUAAUUCUUCUUGACCUCUCUGCUGCCUUUGACACCGUUGAUCAUGCUCUCCUUCUUCAAUCACUCUGUGACUCUGUCCUCUUGUUGUUUUCCUCUUAUCUCUCCCAACGCUCAUUCAGUGUCUCCUUUUCUAAUGAUACCGCCUCCCCCUUGUCCUGUCUCAGUUGCAGUCCCCCGACCUCUCUGCUGCCUUUGACACUGUUGAUCAUGCUCUCCUUCUUCAAACUCUUCAAUCACUCAGUCUCUGUGACUCUGUCCUCUCAUGGUUUUCCUCUUAUCUCUCCCAACGCUCAUUCAGUGUCUCCUUUUCUAAUGAUACCUCCUUCCCUCGUCCUGUCUCGGUUGGAGUCCCCCAAGGCUCUGUCCUUGGUCCCCUUCUAUUUUCUCUUUAUACUGCCUCUCUUGGCAAACUUAUUACCUCUUUUGGAUUCCACUACCACUUGUACACUGAUGACACCCAGAUAUCUCUCCUCCCCGGACCCCUCUCCUGUCAUCCUGCAACGUGUCACUGCUUGCCUUUCUUCCAUCUCUGACUGGAUGUCCUCCCGCUUUCUGAAACUCAAUCUUUCUAAAACUGAGCUCCUUGUCUUUCCUCCUCCUAACCCUGAUCCUCCUCUUUUGCUCUCCCUUCAAGUUAAUGGUACCCACAUAAGUCCAUCCUUGCAAGCGCGCUGUCUUGGCAUCCAUACUUGAUUCUGGCCUCACCUUUGAGCCUCACAUCCAGUAUGUUGCCAAAUCCUGUAGAAUCCAUCUUAAAAACAUAGCCCGCAUCCGCCCCAUUCUUACACAAGAUGCUACCAAGGAGCUUGUCCAUGCUCUAGUAAUUUCCUGCAUGGAUUAUUGUAACCCUCUCUCUUUUGGUCUUCCCAAAAGCCGUACUGCAGUCCGUAAUAAUUUGCUGCCGCCAGAUUGAUUUUGCUCUCUAGUCUGUUCUCUCACACCUCACCCUUCUGCCAGUCCUUACAUUGGCUUCCUGUAUCCUUUAGAAGUCAAUUCAAGGUACUAAUUCAUACCUAGAAAGCACUGAACAAUUCUAGCCCCUCUUAUAUAUCUUCACAGAUCCAUAGGUAUGUCCCUUCUCGGUCUCUCUGCUCUGCCUGUGACCACCUCCUGUCUGCUGUGCACACCUGUACAGCCAACUCACGCUUGCAGUACUUCUCGCGGGUGGCUCCUUUUCUUUGGAAAAGCCUGCAUAAAACAUUCAAGCUCUACCUAGUCUUCAAUCUUUUUAAAAGUGCCUUAAAACCCAUCUCUUUAGAAAAGCUUAUGGCCUCCCAGAAUAAAUUCUACCUUACAUACCUGUCUCUUGCUCUUUACUCUCUCCUCCAGCUCUGCUUCAAUCCCACCUUAUUUAAUUGCAAUUUCCUGCCUUAUUGUGUUUUAUACCCCACUACAUAUAGACUGUAAGCUCAUUUGAGCAGGGUCCUCUUCAACCUAUCGUUCCUGUAAGUUUUUUUGUAAUUGUCCUAUUUAUAGUUAAAUCCCCCCUCUCAUAAUAUUGUAAAGUGCUACGGAAUCUGUUGGCGCUAUAUAAAUGGCAAUAAAAAUAAUACAUCUAGUGUUCCUAGAGUCUAACUUUAACUGAAGUACAUGUAAGCAUAUAUCAGACAUACUGGUGGCAUGAAAGGAGGAACACUUAUGUGUGUUACAGAAUCAGCACUAGAUACUGAAGUGCGGAGACCCAGUAAUAAAACUUGUUGUAAAAACCAUGAUGAUAACACACAACAAUGAUAACAUUUUGUGACUGAUGACCAUUAUAUAAUUUAAAGGAACAGCAAGAAAUGGAAUCGCAACACCAAAAUGUCAGGAGAUUUUUAUUCCUCCAAUAAUUAUUGAAAUUAAUGAGUCUUUUAAAUCUUCAGAAAGAGAACCAUAGUAAAAAAAAAAAGAAUCCUUAUACGUUUCUGUAGAUAAUGUUAUCUCACUCCAUCUAAUGCAGUCAGGAAGAAGCAGAUACCCAUUGUAUCCCUUUAGAACAAGAGUGUUCAACAUUUUGAAAGUUAAGGGCCACUUUGAAAAUGUGGUAUUGGUCGUGGGCCACACAACAGACAACUCUUUUAUACAAUACAAUAGUAAUUAAGAAGAUUCGGUUAAUGAGAGCACUGCUGUUUAUUUUUAUUUAUUUUUUUACUAAUAAUUCAAUGUUAGGAACUAUUUUUGUGGUAACUAAUGGAGGCAGUAAUCCAGAUGACAAUCAGUAAUUUUUGUCCUCAUUCUAGAAAGCAUCUGUUCACAUAAGCUUCCAAAGAGGAACAAUACUCCCCAUUCUUUUUUCUGAUUUUUUCAAGAUUCUUGUAGCAUGCAUUUUUCAUUCUUCAUUUCCCCUUUUCUACAUACUUUAAGUAAAAUUCUAGCAUCCAUAUUUCAUUACAUUUGAUUUUUUUAGGACUUAGUCAUAUUGAAUGUCACUGAUUUCCAUUUAAAAGUCCCCUGGAGUCUCCAUCACAUUCACAAAGAAGUGCUUAGUUAGCACAUUCAUGGUCCUUCUGUUGAGCAUGGACAUUUUGGAAUCUCUUUGAUGUGAUUACCAGGUAAUGUAUUUAUGUGAUGGUUGUGUAUGCAGGCCAAACUGAGGUGUUUAGUGGGUCCUUGGCCAUUAGGACAUGGGUUGAGUUUCCCUGCACUGAGCACAUCUUAGUCUUUCCUUUUAGAAGUCUCCCAGAUAGGUGAUGUGUAAACACAGGUAGUAUUAAUAAUAAAAUCAAUUUACAAGGAGCUUUUUUAUUGUUACUAUUUGGACUCAAGUCACUUUGUCAGUUUCUAGGUCGAGCAUGAUAAACAGAUGCUUACGGAGAUUGUUCAUGCUUGUUAACAUUUUAGAACUAGAAUAGAUGUGUUCUUUGUCGGGCCAGGACUUGGCAAGUUCAGGAGGUGCACUGCACACAGCCUUGCGUUUCUACCAGAGGCGCCAGGCACAAACUGACCAUUGGACAAACUGCAGUUGGGCUGCGAUGGUCAUGGGUCGAGGCUGACCGGGGAGAUCCUCUACUGGCCCAUGUGUGUCUUCACAGACUGGAGAGGGUAUUAUAUUCUCUCUUACCAGCUCAGGGCAUAUUACUGCAGAGGAGGGAAGACCCAGGAGGUUCUAUGCUGUACCUCUGCAGGGCAAAUAAUAUUCCUCUUGCUAGCUUGGCAGUUCGGAGCAUUGUCACAGGUUACCAUGGCAACACUGACACACCAUAAUGCUAAAGCUCACAAGAGGAGUGUAUUGAGCCUGUACCCAGGAGAGAGUCCCUAAUUACCACUGAACAGACCCCUCCCUGGCCAAUAAGAAGGGAUGGUGGAAAUAGUGUUAUUUUUUUACAAUUUACCCUAUCCUUCCUGCCCCCACUACAGUUCCUAUAUAUCUAGCACUCACUAACCACCCUAUUCCUAACCUAGACCUACUACAGCCCCAACAAAACUACUAUACACCCACUAUAGCCCCUAUUCCUCCUAAAGCCUUUACUCCCCCAACAGCCCCUAUCUCUCCACUGCACAUAGUACAACCCCUUCCCCCCUGUGCAUACACUACAGCCCAUAUCCACCAGGCACAACCUAAAGUUGCUAUAUACCCCACACAAUACCUAUUCUCCCACAUUCAUGGUGGGCUACAUAUACCCCAAUCUCACCCUAGCUGUCCCUGCAGACUGUGACAGCCCUUCAAAGUGCAGGGUUACCCUCUGCCUGGAAGGCUGUCAAUCAGCCUUUCGAAGUAUUGAAAUCCACACUGCAUGUGCAAGAUGUGCAAAGCAGAUUAUCAAAUAGCUCACAACGCACUUGGCUGCAUUUGCCAAAACUGGUACAUUUUUUUUAAAGAAAAUAAAAAUAAAGUGGCCCUGCAUUUUAUCUUGCACCUGGACCCACAAACAGUAGAUCCAGCCCUGUCUCUAUGGCAGCUUCUGUUGCUCAGCAUGUAGUAUUGACUCCAUUCCUGCUGAUGGCUGAUUAAAUAAUGUAUUUUUUUUCUCCUCAUUUCAGUGAGAGAAAGUGUAAGAUUUCUGGAUUCCCAGAAGAAUGUGCUCCUCGUGCCGGCUGCUUUCUCACCCCUGAAGUAACACUUGCAAUGACUGCCAAUAUCCGAUGACAUAUGGCUGAUAUCCCAAUUGUACAUCUACAGCAAGGAAAGCUAUGAUGCUGGAUUGACAAGAUCAAACUUUCCAAAAUUUAAGGCAAUUGCAUUAAACCCCACAGACAAGUCACAUUAAUUUCUCCAGAGCUACAAUAUUUAUAUUCUAAAUAAACUUAUUUUGAAACACAGGCUUCCUGUUUUUAGUGGACUAAACGUCGACAUUUACGGACAAAUGGGGUUUACUAAUAUUCACUGUCAUAAAAAACUAAUAUCCU